Molecule: messenger RNA, 338 nt
Organism: Spirodela intermedia
Lineage: Eukaryota; Viridiplantae; Streptophyta; Magnoliopsida; Alismatales; Araceae
Source: the annotation of a GenBank genome assembly
AUGACAGAAUUUUUUUACUUUAUUGGGCAAAGGAAAAUCUCAACAGAAAUCAAAACUGAACUUGUAGACAAAAAAUUUAUGGAGCUGUACUGCAUGAGGAAAACUGCUGGGUGAAAACAUGUAGCGAUGUUCAUGAGGGUAGGUGCAGAAAUAUGGCGAAUGAAUCUCUUUUUGGAUGAAGAAUAAUCCUUCUAGAGUCAGACUUUGUAGAAAAUGUAGACCAUAAGAUUAUAUACAUGUGUGAUACACUGAGCUGAUUCAGCCGUGGUUCCCCUCGUCUUCCACUACUUAAUUUGAAAGGACGAGAUGGAAUCUGAUAUUGUCAGCUGUGCUUUUGA